AUGAGUUUGCGCGAGUUCGUCGACGGCGAUCUCGCGCGCUUCGGCCUGCUCGAUUUGCGGCGCUCGAUUCCGUGCCUCGUCGACGGGCUGAAGCCGUCGCAGCGAAAAGUGUUGUGGACGAUGCUUCGGAUGGACGAGAAUCGCGAGAUCAAGGUCUCGCAGUUGGCCGGCGCCGUCGCCCACAGUCAGGCCUAUCAUCACGGCGAGGAAUCGCUUGUUCGGACCAUCGUUCGAAUGGGCCAAUCGUUUUGCGGCGCUUCGAACCUUCCGCUCCUUCAGCCGAUCGGUCAAUUCGGAACGCGGCACGAAGGCGGACACGAUGCCGCGUCGGCGAGAUACAUUUUUACGGCGCUUUCGCCAACGACGAGAUUGAUAUUUCCGCAACAGGAUGACGCGUUGCUGGACCGUCGAAUCGAGGACGGAAUUGUCGUCGAGCCGGAAUGGCUGUGCCCGAUCAUUCCGAUGAUUCUCGUGAACGGCGCCGAGGGCAUCGGCACCGGCUGGUCGACGCGCAUCGUCGGCCGCCGUCCGACGGCCAUCAUCGCGAUGGUCCGCAAUUUGAUCGAGGGCAAAAAUUGCGAGGCGUCGCCGCCGCCGCCGCCGUACUUCAACGAGUUCGACGGACGCAUCGAGGCGACGCCGCACCGCGCGAAUCGCUUCGUCACGACGGGACGCGUUCGGUUGGCGCGCGGCGAGCGCAAGAACGCGACGAAUUUGCGCGUCGACAUCACCGAGUUGCCGAUCGGCGUCGCGACGAGCAAAUACAAGGAGAAGCUCAAUCGGAUCGUCGCCCAAUUUCACGGCGAUUUCACCGAACAUCACACGGAGAAGCGCGUGCAUUUUCGCGUGUCGCUCGAUCGACGAAUGGCGUCGAAGUUGGCGAACGCGACGACGUCGCAAUUGUUGGACGCCUUCAAAUUGACAUCGUCGAUGGCCGAGAAUCUGGUGGUGUUCGACGAGGGCGGCCGCCUACGCGAAUUCGACACGCCGAUGCAAAUCGCCCUCGAACACUUUAUGGUCCGCCGACGCGUUUAUGAGCAACGAUUGCGACGAUUGGCGAGCGAAUGCGGCGAGAAGUUGCGCGUUUUGGAGAAUCAGAUUCGAUUCGUCGAUAUGGUCUCGAAACGAAAGAUCGAAGUUCAGAAUGUGAGCCGACACGAUUUGGAAGAGCAAUUGAGGCAAUUCGAAUUUUUCGAGCAACAGAACGGCACGUUCAACUAUCUUCUCGAGAUGCCGAUCGCGCGUCUCACCGUCGACGAGUGCUCGCGACUCGAGGCGCGUCGUCGAAAGCGCGUCGACGAGCUCGACGAGUUGUCGCGCCUCGAUUGGCAGACGUGCUGGUGGCGUGAGCUCGACGAGCUCGAGCGACGACUCAACGCGCAAAACAAAUAG
Caenorhabditis bovis is the source of this 1392-nucleotide messenger RNA. The record is from the annotation of a GenBank genome assembly. Lineage: Eukaryota; Metazoa; Nematoda; Chromadorea; Rhabditida; Rhabditidae.